CACACACACACAGACAGACAGACAGAGAGAGCGAGAGAAAGAUAUAUACUUUUUAUGGCGCCCUCUCACCUCAUAACCCUUGCAAAUAAGAACAGCGCAACAGUCAACUGUCAUUAGUGCGCUUAUCCCAUCCUGCCAGUGGAAGUGUUCGCUGUUCGUGUUCAGGUGAGCGCGUACAGUUAGUUUUACAGUCCCUAUUCCGCUACUUUCAUGAGCCACGGAGAGGAGAAGGAGGACCUGGGACACAGUUGACCCAUCGUGGUAUACCUUCCCGCAAUCCGGGGAAGAGCACGGACGGAGGGGAGGCUGGACAGGGAGAGGACGAGGCAUCAGAGGACGAUAACACGGAGAGCGGACACAGUCGACGCCAACGCGACAUGGAGAUGACAACCCGCAAUUUGCACCUCAACUCCAAAGUUGACAAUUGCGAUGGAGUGAUCAACAGAAACGGCGGUGACAUGACUGAGAUAUCUGUACCGCUGUCCCACUCUGGGAAGCGUAUGCCUCAAAUCGAGGGGGGCAAUCUUUAUAGAUUGCGAGAUAGAAAGCUUUUAUUGGAGGACAAAAAACGUCUGUGCGCUUGGGCUCUGGGCACCGCGCUGCUUGGGACACUGCUCAUGAUACUGCACGCGGAGCUGUGCCCGUUUAUUUACCAACCAGGCUCCCGCUAUGCCUUUAUCAUCAACUGCUCCAUCAGCAUGUCCACUGGGUGUCUUCUGAUUCUCAUCGUAGCCUUCCAUUAUAAGGACAUCAGGCUCUUCAUCAUUGACCACAACCAGGUGGACUGGCGCAUCGCCAUGACAAGCCGCAGGGUGCUGGGCAUCUCCCUGGAGCUGCUGGUCUGUGCCAUCCAUCCCGUGGGCACCUACUGGGAGGUGGGUGUCCCUGCGCCCAUCGCCAGGGAGGGGGUAGAGGUCAACUCCUCCAACUCGGCGCCGCUGUGUGUGUCCUCCCGCCACGGGGAGGCACUGUUGGACACAGAGCUGCUACUGUCGGCGUUGAUGUUCCUUAGGCUGUACCUGGUCCACAGGACGAUCCUACUGCACAGCAAGGUGCUGCUCAGUGCCUCCUAUAGGAGUAUCGGUUCGCUCAACAACAUCAACUUCACGUUCCGCUUCGUGCUCAAGGUGCUGAUGAACAAGUACCCGGCGCGCACGCUGAUGGUGUUCAUCUUCUUGUUCUGGCUCAUCGCUUCCUGGAUGCUCACACUGUGUGAGAGGCAGAUACAGGAGGAGACUGGUCGUAUGGACACGGCUCUCUGGCUCAUUGCCAUCACCUUCCUCACUGUGGGAUACGGGGACGUGUCCCCCAAAACCAGCUGUGGAAAAGUGGUGUGCCUCUUCACCGGAGUCAUGGGUGUGGCCUGUACCGCCAUGCUGGUGGCCGUCAUGACCAAGAAGCUGGCGCUGAACAAAGGAGAGAAACACGUGCACUUCUUCAUGAUGGACAUCCAGAUCUCCAAACGAAUCCGCCAUGCUGCUGCCAAUGUGCUGAGGGAGUGUUGGCUGCUGCACCGCACCAACCUGACCAGGGGAAACAGUGGAGAGCACCGCAGACACCAGAGGUGCCUACUGGAGGCCAUCAGAGUAUUCCGGCACCUGCGACUUAAACAAAGGAAGCUGAGAGAUUACGCCAGUGAGAUGGUCGACCUGCCCAAGAUGCAGAUGAUCAUGUGCGACUUGAGUGCCAACUGGAAUAACUCGUACCGGGAGCUGGAGCAGCGAAUCAUCUCCAUGGAGCAGAAGUUAGACGAGCUGGGCCACUGCUUCCAACAGACCUCUGAGCUGCUGGCACAGGCCCUGCGCUACCGCAACCCUGAAAUCAGGUACAGCUAACACAACCCCAACCCUGAAAUCAGGUAUAGCUAACACAACCCCAACCCUGAAAUCAGGUAUAGCUAACACAACCCCAACCCUGAAAUCAGGUACAGCUAAUACAACCCGGACCCUGAGAUCAGGUAGAGCUAACACAACCCCAACCCUGAAAUCAGGUACAGCUAACACAACCCCAACCCUGAAAUCAGGUACAGCUAACACAACCCCAACCCUGAGAUCAGGUACAGCUAACACAACCCCAACCCUGAAAUCAGGUACAGCUAACACAACCCCAACCCUGAGAUCAGGUAGAGCUAACACAACCCCAACCCUGAGAUCAGGUAGAGCUAACACAACCCCAACCCUGAGAUCAGGUAGAGCUAAUACAACCACAUCACAUACUGUAUAUCAGGUACAGUUAACCCAAACACAAUCCAACCAAGUGCUAACAGUCGGUAUCUGGACAAUAUGUGUGAAAUGCUUGAUAAUGUAUGUGAUAUCAACAGAGAGGUAUAUUUUCUAGGUGACCUAAAUAUUGACAGGCUUUCACCAAGCUGUCCACUCAAGAAAAAGCCUCAAACUAUAACAAGUGUCUGCAACCUGGUUCCGGUUAUCAAUCAACCUAACACUGUAUUUACAAACAGCACAGGAAUGAAAUCAUCCACAUGUAUUGAUCACAUCUUUACUAAUACUGCAGAAAUCUACACAUCCAUCAGAUAUAGUGAUCAUAAUAUAGAAGCUACAUGUAGGAAAACCAAAAUUCCAAAGGCUGGGCCUAAUAUAGUGCAUAAGAGAUCAUACUGAGGUUUUGUAGUGAUUUCUGUGUUGAUGAUGUAAAUAAUAUUUGCUGGUUUGUGGUGUGCAAUAAGGAGCAACCUGAUGUUGCACUUGAUGAAUUUAUGAAAUUGCUUAUUCCACUUAGUGGCUUGCGAAAGUAUUCACCCCCUUGGCAUUUUUCCUAGGUCUGUGCUUUGACUAGGUGAUUCCAAGAUAUUUAAAUGUUUUCCCUUAAACCACUCAAGUGUUGCUUUAGCAAUAUGCUUAGGGUCAUUGUCCUGCUGGAAGGUGAACCUCCGUCCCAGUCUCAAAUCUCUGGAAGACUAAAACAGGUUUCCCUCAAGAACAGGUUUCCCUGUAUUUAGCGCCAUCCAUCAUUCCUUCAAUUCUGACCAGUUUUCCACUCCCUGCCGAUGAAAAACAUCCCCACUGCAUGAUGCUGCCACCACCAUGCUUCCCUGUGGGGAUGGUGUUCUCGGGGUGAUGAGAAGUGUUGGGUUUGCGCCAGACAUAGUGUUUUCCUUGAUGUCCAAAAAGCUCAAUUUUAGUCUCAUCUGACAAGAGUACAUUCUUCCAUAUGUUUGGGGAGUCUCCCACAUGCCUUUUGGCGAACACCAAUUUUUUUCUUUAAGCAAUGGCUUUUUCUGGCCACUCUUCCGUAAAACCCAGCUCUGUGGAGUGUGCGGCUUAAGGUGGUCCCAUGGACAGAUACUCCAAUCUCCAAUGUGGAGCUUUGCAGCUCCUUCAGGGUUAUCUUUGGUAUCUUUGUUGCCUCUAUGAUUAAUGCUCUCCUUGCCUGGUCUGGGAGUUUUGGCGGGCGGCCCUCUCUUGGCAGGUUUGUUGUGGUGCCAUAUUCUUUCAAUUUUUUAAUAAUGGAUUUAAAUGGUGCUCCGUGGGAUGUUCAAAGUUUCGGAUAUUUUUUUAUAACCAAACCCUGAUCUGUACUUCUCCACAACUUUGUCCCUGACCUAUUUGGAGAGCUCCUUGGUCUUCAUGGUGCAGCUUGCUUAGUGGUGUUGCAGACUCUGGGGCCGUUCAGAACAGGUGUAGAUAUACUGAGAUCAUGUGACAGAUCAUGUGACACUUAAAUAAAGUCCACCUGUGUGCAAUCUAACUAAUUAUGUGACUUCUGAAGGUAAUUGGUUGCACCAGAUCAUAUUUAUGGGCUUCAUAGCAAAGGGGAUGAAUACAUACAGUGGGGAGAACAAGUAUUUGAUACACUGCCGAUUUUGCAGGUUUUCCUACUUACAAAGCAUGUAGAGGUCUGUAAUUUUUAUCAUAGGUACACUUCAGCUGUGAGAGACGGAAUCUAAAACAAAAAUCCAGAAAAUCACAUUGUAUGAUUUUUAAGUAAUUAAUUUGCAUUUUAUUGCAUGACCUAAGUAUUUGAUCACCUACCAAACAGUAAGAAUUCCAGCUCUCACAGACCUGUUAGUUUUUCUUUAAGAAGCCCUCCUGUUCUCCACUCGUUACCUGUAUAAAAGACACCUGUCCACACACUCAAUCAAACAGACUCCAACCUCUCCACAAUGGCCAAGACCAGAGAGCUGUGUAAGGACAUCAGGGAUAAAAUUGUAGACCUGCACAAGGCUGGGAUGGGCUACAGGACAAUAGACAAGCAGCUUGGUGAGAAGGCAACAUCUGUUAGCGCAAUUAUUAGAAAAUGGAAGAAGUUCAAGAAGACGGUCAAUCACCCUCGGUUUGGGGCUCCAUGCAAGAUCUCACCUCGUGGGGCAUCAAUGAUCAUGAGGAAGGUGAGGGAUCAGCCCAGAACUACACGGCAGGACCUGGUCAAUGACCUGAAGAGAGCUGGGACCACAGUCUCAAAGAAAACCAUUAGUAACACACUACGCCGUCAUGGAUUAAAAUCCUGCAGCGCACGCAAGGUCCCCCUGCUCAAGCCAGCGCAUGUCCAGGCCCGUCUGAAGUUUGCCAAUGACCAUCUGGAAAUCCAGAGGAGGAAUGGGAGAAGGUCAUGUGGUCUGAUGAGACAAAAAUAGAGCUUUUUGGUCUAAACUCCACUCGCCGUGUUUGGAGGAAGAAGAAGGAUGAGUACAACCCCAAGAACACCAUCCCAACCGUGAAGCAUGGAGGUGGAAACAUCAUUCUUUGGGGAUGCUUUUCUGCAAAGGGGACAGGAUGACUGCACCGUAUUGAGGGGAGGAUGGAUGGGGCCAUGUAUCGCGAGAUCUUGGCAAACAACCUCCUUCCCUCAGUAAGAGCAUUGAAGAUGGGUCGCGGCUGGGUCUUCCAGCAUGACAACGACCCGAAACACACAGCCAGGGCAACUAAGGAGUGGCUCCGUAAGAAGCAUCUCAAGGUCCUGGAGUGGCCUAGCCAGUCUCCAGACCUGAACCCAAUAAAAAAUCUUUGGAGGGAGCUGAAAGUCCGUAUUGCCCAGCGACAGCCCCGAAACCUGAAGGAUCUGGAGAAGGUCUGUAUGGAGAAGUGUGCCAAAAUCCCUGCUGCAGUGUGUGCAAACCUGGUCAAGAACUACAGGAAACGUAUGAUCUCUGUAAUUGCAAACAAAGGUUUCUGUACCAAAUAUUAAGUUCUGCUUUUCUGAUGUAUCAAAUACUUAUGUCAUGCAAUAAAAUGCAAAUGAAUUACUUAAAAAUCAU
Molecule: messenger RNA, 5212 nt
Organism: Salvelinus fontinalis (brook trout)
Lineage: Eukaryota; Metazoa; Chordata; Actinopteri; Salmoniformes; Salmonidae
Product: intermediate conductance calcium-activated potassium channel protein 4-like
Exons: 8
Coding region: 378-1835 (485 amino acids)
Biological process (GO): potassium ion transmembrane transport
Cellular component (GO): plasma membrane; neuron projection; neuronal cell body
Molecular function (GO): small conductance calcium-activated potassium channel activity; intermediate conductance calcium-activated potassium channel activity; calmodulin binding
Source: RefSeq, a predicted model, not a curated record